AUGACAUCCGAGCAUGGCAACCAAAAACCAACGGAACCUCAAAAUAGUCAGGCCGCCACGGCUGAAAACACUAUAAAGACUAACAAGCUGCACGAAACGCCGCCUCUUCCGCCACUAGCCUCGGCCGUGGAUAGGAUGAGAGGCUUGCUAGAAGAAGAUGCAAAUCUACGUACCAAGGGUGUCAAAGAUGCCGAUGUGGAUUGGUUUAUGAGAGACUCGUACAUGGAUCCCCUUGUUGCUCAUCCUUCGAAGCAGAACGAUUCGUGGUCAGAUCCAAAUACGAAUACAAAUUCAAAUUCAGAGGCAAAGCCCACGGCAAAGGAGUCGGCUGCUUUAUCUCCUCCUCAGUCACCGUCCCAUUCAGUAAGCACCCACCUCAACGCCAGCAUAUCCAACACCAACGACUCGAAUACAACAAAGACAAAACCAUCAGUCACACCUAUUCAGGAAGAGAAUAUCGCAUCAUCGCCUGAAAAUUUCAGUCACGGCCACAAGGCCAAAAAGAGAAGCAACUCGGCAGGCGGGUUGUUCUCAAAGCUUAAAGGGAAAUUCCACAAGGAUACCUCGGAUCCGUCACCAACGACAACCACAGCAACGUCGUCAUCGACAUCGACUUUGCCUGUUCGCAACCCUAAUAUUUUCAAAGACAGCUACGAUAUGAAUAUUCCCAACUCAAACUCAAACUCGAAAUCAACAGCAUCAGCAUCGGCAUCGGCAUCGGCAUCGGCAUCAACACCAUUCGACUACUUGCCUUCGGGAGGCCAUUUAAACAGAUCCAUGUCAACACCAGCAUAUUCAAAAACAACCAAGGACCCGAGACUAGAAGAAUACAUCAAGUUUUACCAGCAAAAGGAUGGACGGCGCGCUUCCAAUGCCUCGCGCAGGUUGUCCACGGUAUCUGGACCAUCAGAGCCAGAUGAUCCAUCCUUUUUGCCAAGUGCCUUGGUCAACGGCUAUGAUACGGUCACCUAUAAUCAGCUGCCAGCACCCACCAUGCUGCAAGUGCAAUUGCAAUCCGACCUGGCGGGCUCGAAAGUAUCUGGCUUCUUCAAGAGGAAAGCAAACUCGCAGUCAACCGGUGACCAAUUGCAACGUGCUGUCUCGCCAGCUUACCUGCCCUCACCCGCGCCCGUUCUCCCGCCUGCCGUGACCGGUUUGGACUUGAACCCCAGCUUCAAAGGUUUGAAACCAUUGAAAAGGGUAGCAUUCCACUCGUCGACAUUCUUAAUAGACCCACCACAGCAGAUUCCGUCGCGAACACCGAGAAAGGGGAAUGUCGAAAUACUCCCUGGUGGAGUCGUUCAUGUCAACCCCUUGACGGAAGAAGAUAGAAUCGCCAUUGAAAAGUCACAGAUGGGCAGAGGCGGAGGAAUAGUUGUCGGAGGCACCGGUGCCCUCGGCUUUAUCAAGAAGGAUGCCGACGCCGAUGCCUCCAAGUACACAGACGAGGCAGAUGAACCUGCAGACAGCGGCGACGAAGAUGACAUGAGCGAGGGACAAGAUUCAAUGACCUCCGAUGAACCAGAACCCGAGGUUAGCGCAAAAGCCAAGAGGAUUGCCAUUGACAAACCAAUGACUCAUCAUCAUCCUCACCUGGCGGCCUGUAGUUACACUGUACCGGUUGAAAAAAUGGCCCUUGACACAAUGUACUCCCGAUGCUGCCAUUUGAGAGAGAUUUUGCCUAUACCGGCCAUCCUCAAACAAAUUCCACCUGGCUCCAUGGCACCGCUUCCCAUGUUGCAGUUGAGAAACCCAAGUCCCACCAUGAUUGAAAUACAGACAUUUGCCGACUUUUUGAGGAUUGCUCCCAUUAUCUGUGUCUCGUUGGACGGUGUCAGCCUCUCGGUUGAGCAGUUUAAAAUUCUCUUAUCGUCAAUAAGUGCCAAGAGGCAGUUGGAAAAACUCAGUUUGAGAAACACUCCAAUCAGUCAAGAAGGAUGGUCCUUACUUUGCUGGUUCUUAUCAAGAAACACGGUUUUGAACAAGCUUGACGUGACCCAAUGUCCUGCACUAUCGGUGAAUGUCUUGAAAAGGAAAAAGAAAAAGCCAGAUUCUAAAAAAAAUGAAGACGAAACCAUUAGAAUGACAUGCAACAAGGAUAACAGAUCCGAUAUGGAUUGGUCGUUGUUUGUAGCCACGUUGGUGGCACGUGGAGGUAUCGAUGAGUUGAUCUUGACUGGAUGCUGCAUCACCAACGUGGAAGUCUUUGAAAGCUUGAUGCAAUUGGCUGUGCUGAAAAGAACCUCCCGUUUAGGCUUGGCUUUCAACAAUUUGACUCCACGACAUUUGAAAAUUGUUGUUGAUACCUGGCUAUUCAAGAAGUUUGCACGCGGCUUGGAUUUGGGUUACAAUGAUUUCUCAAGUUUGCAAAUGUGGAAGAUCUUUCUGGACAUCUCCAACAAAAGCAAUUUCGAGGAGAUGUUGUCCAAUGCUUCCUUAUCGUUCUUGAGCUUGAACUCAACAAACUCAAUCUUCAACGACUUGUUUAAAGAAGUGUUUGAAAAUGUGUUUUUGAGGUUGCCAAAUUUAAAGUACCUUGAUUUUUCCAACAAUCAAAGGUUGUUUGCCACUUUUGGCAAGGACGCCAACCUUGUGCAGCACAACGAAUCGCAAGAAGUUAAAGAAUUUUCAGUGGUGCAGUAUUUCACUUCGAAACUUCCCGUGUUUCAAAAAUUGAUCAGGUUGCAUUUGGAGAAUGAGAACUUUAGCCAGUCUUCCAUCAUGCAGAUCGCCAAGGUGCUCCCCUUUUGCAAGAAUUUGGGCUACAUUUCCUUACUCGGCAACGUCGUAGACUCGACUUCAGCAUCCGAUUUGGUCAAUGCAGUUAAAAGCUCAAAGACAAUCAUCAAUUUGGAGUGCAAUUCGGAAAACUUCCCCGAAUUGUUCAAGGAAAGACUUGGUUUAUACACCAUGAGAAACAUGGAAAGGUUAUUGUACGCGUCGGACAAACACGAUGCCCAUUCAACGGCAUCUGCGGCAUCACUAAUCCCCAAUUCCUCCAAGGCCACCAUAUCCUUGACCGAGCAAUUGAACUCGAUUCUUCUGCUCAGGGGCAAACAAAAGUUGGACUUGCAAUCACCGGAAAUCAAAGCGUUUGUAUCGCGAGCAAGCUCAAUAAGGUCCGAAUUGAAAAACUCCAUUGAUGAGCUUCUUCAGUUGCAGUUGAGGGGAGACUUGGACUUGGACGGGAAGGAAACGUUGAUCCGGUUCAUCUUUAUCGACUCCAGUAUCGAAAAGGGUUUGCAAUUGAUUGAUCCUAGCUUGGCUGAUCACGCGCCUUCUACCCUGGCAAACAUGUACUUGAUCAAAAACGGUGAGGGCCAUUCCACAGGCCACUCUUCAACGAGCAACUCCGAAUCGGAUAGCUCCAACCAGAACGAGGAUCAACCGACCAAGCCUCCCCAUGCCUCGGUGCCAAUAAAUCAAAGCCCACUUAGCUCUAAAUCGAGUUCGCGGACAAACUUGGCCAAUUUGAACCGAGAAGAAGGUUCCGUGCUCAAGCUCGCCAAAUUGAAAGAUUACCAUCGUCCCAACAGCGAGGUGGAGCUUUCAGGAGACGAACUACGAAAAAAAUUGAUGAGUAUAGAAUUGUCAGAUUUGGACAAGGUGAUUGAAUACUUGGGCGAUUUGAAGAAGAACGGGUUGAGCUUGGAGCUGGUUUUCCAACAAAAGCACCCCAAUGGCAAUAGUGAGUGUGAAGAUCAUGAUAUAUUGAAUAUCGCAGGCAUUCAGCGCCAGUUGAAGAAUUUGCAAAUGAGGUCGGAACCAGGACUGGGAAUGGGACUGGCACUGGCACUGGCACUGGCACUGGGACCUGCACUAGGACCUGCACUGGAAUUGGCACAGGGACUGGGACCGCAUGCGGUGCCGGGAUCCAUGGCCACUGCAGCCGGCGAUGAUGAUACAUUGUGGGAUAAAAAGCAUCAGCAGGAUAUAAAUUCAUCGUUGAAUGAGACGUAUGAUCAAGUUUUGAAUGACUUGACACAUUGA
Lodderomyces beijingensis is the source of this 3990-nucleotide messenger RNA. The record is from the annotation of a GenBank genome assembly. NCBI's taxonomy places the organism in Eukaryota, Fungi, Ascomycota, Pichiomycetes, Serinales, Debaryomycetaceae.